This is a messenger RNA of Seriola aureovittata, 4293 nucleotides long. Its product is annotated as glutathione hydrolase 7. The record is from RefSeq and is a predicted model, not a curated record. Gene Ontology annotation, molecular function: glutathione gamma-glutamate hydrolase. The transcript has 16 exons. Gene Ontology annotation, cellular component: plasma membrane. Gene Ontology annotation, biological process: glutathione catabolic process. Lineage: Eukaryota; Metazoa; Chordata; Actinopteri; Carangiformes; Carangidae. Bases 562 to 2598 code for a protein of 678 amino acids.
GCCAACUUCCCUGUGCGACGGCGUCGAGAUUCAGGAGCUCGUGUAGUCUUGGUGACGGGAGAGCUCCACUCACCUCAUCUCACCUGCCCUGUUUUAAAACCCACAAUAACACCGUCGAGGAUGGUUUUUAUUUGACUUCACCUAUUUUUACAACAACGGUGGCAGCUUUACAUGACUGGAAAAAAUGCAUCAUCAUCGGAGCUACACACCCGUGUCUUGGCCUAUCAAAAAUAUCCUCUAAGAAGAAGCAACUGCAGUGCUCUUGUAGUGAGGGUGCCAGUAUCAUACAAGAAAACUACAAUUCCCUGUAGCAGAAUUGUGAUAUAGUGGGAUGUUAGAGGGCAAAUCAAGCAGAUGAAGUAAUUCUUCAGCCCAGCAUCACUAGUGGCUAAUACAGGUAUAUUUAAGGGAUUUUUCAUCUGGAUGACAGUGACAGGUGUGUGUCUGAUCAUCCCAGACAAGAAACAGAUGUGACUGGAAGAAUGAACAUCAUAACCUAACUCCCUCACACCUUCAAGAUAAAGAUAGGUUAACUGUGUGACUGCAAGACCAAUAGUAGUCAUGCACAGUCCUGCUCCUGAAAUCAUGGCAGGGUACCCAAGUGGGUGUGUGGCGGAUAAAGAUGCAAAUCCGGAGACAACCUUGGGGAGUGCCUAUUCUCCCGUGGACUACAUGAGCAUCACCAGCUUCCCCAGGCUGCCGGAGGACGAUGCAAUGUCUGGGGAAAACACCCUCAAAUCUCGCAAAGAUGAUGACAACGUCCUCAGUGAACAAGAUACAGACCCAGAUCUGUUUCUGAAGUCAGCUCGCCUCCAGCGACUCCCUUCCUCAGCUUCUGACCUGGCCAGCCAUGAUGUAGUAUCCCUGCAGGAGACCAAUAGAGACCCCUUUACAGAAGAAUGUGCUUGCCAGCGAGAUGGACUGACAGUCAUCAUCACAGCCUGUCUCACCUUUGCCACAGGAGUCACUGUAGCUCUCAUCAUGCAGAUCUACUUUGGAGACCCACAGGUCUUUAACCAGGGAGCAGUGGUGACAGAUGUGGCACAGUGUACAUCUCUUGCCUUCGAUGUUCUGGGGAGGUUGGGGUCCAGUGUUGAUGCUGCCAUUACUGCUGCCCUCUGUCUGGGAAUUGUCCACCCUCACACUUCUGGUCUGGGAGGUGGCGGAGUUAUGUUGGUGCAUGACAUCCGUAAGAAUGAGACGAGGGUCAUCGAUUUCAGAGAGACGGCACCAUCUGCCAUCCACGAAGAGAUGAUGCAGACAAACCUUGAUUAUAAUCCUGGCCUGCUAGUGGGAGUACCAGGCAUGCUCAGUGGGAUGCAUCAGGCACACCAGCUCUAUGGCAGGAUGUCGUGGGAGGAUGUGGUUACCAUGGCAGCAGAUGUGGCCAGAAAUGGAUUCAAUGUUACCCAUGACUUAGCUGAAGCACUGGCUAAAGUUAAGGACAAAAACAUCUCUGAUGCAUUUCGGGAAUUAUUCCUCCCCAACAGCCAGGCCCCGCUCUCUGGAUUGUUCACCAGACGUCUCGAUUUGGCAUCCAUAUUGGAUGCUGUUGCAGUUAAAGGGAUAUCGGAAUUCUACAGUGCAAACCUGACGCAGGAGAUAGUGGCUGCAGUGCAAGCAAAAGGAGGAGUCCUCACAGAAGAUGACUUUGGAAACUACAGCACAGUCUUACAGCAGCCAGCAGAGAUCACCUAUCAGGGACAUCAUGUGAUGGCAGCCCCAGCCCCCCAUGCUGGCGUUGCCCUGAUCACUGCUCUCAAUAUCCUGGAAGGCUACAAUAUCACCAGCCAGGUUCCCAGGAACAGCACCUACCACUGGAUUGCAGAGUCUGUGAAGAUAGCUUUGGCCUUGGCUAGUGAGCUGGGAGACCCUAUGUAUGACACUUCUGUAUCAGAGAUUGUCUCCAAGAUGCAGAGCAAAUCAUGGGCCACUGUACUCCGCCAUAUGAUCAAUGACUCUCAGGCGUUCCCUGUCAGCCAUUACACUUCAUCAUUUACCUUGGAGAAGGGUGCAACAGCUGCACAGGUCAUGGUCAUGGGCCCAGACGACCAUAUUGUGUCAGUCGUGAGUUCUCUAAACAAACCAUUUGGCAGUGGGAUAGUGACUCCCUCAGGAAUCCUUUUGAACAGCCAGAUCCUGGACUUCUCCUGGCCAAAUAAAACACAGAGUUCAUCACCUAACCCACACAACAGCCUCCAGCCUGGGAAGAGGCCCAUGUCCUUCCUGAUGCCCACAGCCGUGAGGCCAGCCGUGGGGUUAUGUGGCACAUACGUGGCCGUUGGAUCUUCUAAUGGAGAGAAAGCUCUCAGUGGCAUUACACAGGUGCUGAUGAAUGUUUUGUCUUCACGUAAAAACAUGAGUGACAGUUUAGCAUAUGGUAGACUCCACCCACAGCUGCAGCCCAACACCCUCCUGGUGGACUCUGAGUUUCUAGAUGAAGACGUGGAACUGCUGCAGGCCAAAGGUCACAAAGUUGAGAGGAGAGAUGUUCUCUCAUUGGUUGAGGGCACCCGGAGAACUAAUGACCUCAUCAUUGGAGUCAAGGACCCCCGUAGCACUGAUGCCUCAGCCCUCACUAUGUCCAACAUGUCCUAAUGUGCCCCCAAUACUAGCACAUAAAGAGGAAGGGGUAAGAGUAACACUAUAAUUGAUGGUAAAUGAGGGAUUAAUGAGGCUGCUGAUCAACCGGUACACUAAACAGAAUUUGACAGCAAAGUACUGUUGUUUGACAGAAAAAAAACAUUCACCAAAAAGACAUGCAUCCCUCUCUGAGAUGACUUUGUAGGAAACUAAUAGGGAUCCAUUGAUAAAUUUGUUUGCUGACACAGAAAAAAUAAGGAGCACCAUUUCACAUACCAUACAUAUAUGUUGGUAUGCCCUCUCUCUCCGCCCUCUCUCUCUCUCUCUCACAGCCUCAAGAAAUGUUCAAUCUGAGUGUAGAUAAUGUUGAAAAAAUAUGUCCAUCCACCCAAUGGCAUCAGUCAAAGUCUGCGGGCUAUAUUAUGCAGAGCAGGAUGUAGAAAUGCAAGACCUGUUCAUAAAUUAAUAUCUGAUGCAUUCCAGUUCCACUUAAAGAAAGCAAUAAACUGAAGAUGAUGGAAUUACUUAGUGCGUGUGAGAAAAGGGAAAUAGAAAAGUGUAAUGGCUUUUGAAGCUAUUUAAAAAAAAUAGUGUUGCACUCUGAAUUUAUGAUCAGGAAUUCGAAGGUAAAUUAGUGGUGAUCAAAUGGAUUCUCUGUAAGAAUGGGCAGAUAUGGAAAAAGUAAUGAUGCCACACCACAAAGCCACCAUUUACAGCUCCUGCAUGGUCCUCGGUGCAUUUUACCCACCUAUCUGCUUUUCAGUUCUUCCAUUGCAUUUCACGAUUUUUCCAAAUAACACAAAAGAUCACAUGGAAUAGUGACGGUAAUGAUAUUGAUUAAGCCUUGCAUUGUCACACCUUAACUCAACACCAAGGUUAAACCAUUUACAGUACUCUCCUGCUCUUUAUAUGGUGUGUGACUGUGAUUAGAUGUUGUUUGGUACACCUGCUGGAGUUUUAACCAUCGUGAACUAUCAAUGGCUCCUUGGGACCAUAUAAAGACUAACACAUUAUUUACACAAUAUAUCAUACAGAAAGGUGGUAAGGCCUUCAGAUCUGAGGUGAUUUCCUUCAACAAGAGGAUUUGCGUCAAUUUAACAGGUGUUAAAUAUCACUAAUCGUAGAAUAAGUGUAUUUAAAUAUAUAAUUUAAGAAAUUUGAGUUGUUGCAUGAUUGUGUUCUCUUUUAAAGCUUGAGCUUUUUUUAGAGUGGGCAUACUUGUUUUUAGAAUGGGAAUGAUAUGAUUCUAUAGAGUUGGAUUGAAUGUAAUCUGUCUAUUUUUAUAUGAACAUUUGUUGGGCUAUAUACUUUAUUUCUACUGGUGUAACACAGUGCAUUCAAGAAGCAGAUUCUAGAAAAGGCUGUCAUGUUUAUUUUUUAAUUUUUUGUGUACUGGUGUCUUUAUUUUAGGUGCUAUACUUUGAAGUAAGACCCAACCGCUUUUGUAAAGCAUUGCAUUGUAAAAAUGGUUAAAUUAAGUCCAUAAUGUGCAAUACUGACUGAUCAAACAUUUUCUCAACCUUAUUGUCUCCAUUGUUGGGUACCAGUGCAAUAUGACUGUUGUUACUUGUUUCCUGUAUGGUAGAGUACUAUGCCUUCAGGCACACAUUUGCACAACACCCAAUGUUUGACUCCAUGUGUAUUUGUAUUUUGAUUUUAAUAAAAAUCACCAUCCAAACCCAAGAAAUAAAGUGUUUGCACACAUCCUAA